Saitoella complicata NRRL Y-17804 is the source of this 1143-nucleotide messenger RNA. RefSeq lists its product as uncharacterized. NCBI's taxonomy places the organism in Eukaryota, Fungi, Ascomycota, Saitoellomycetes, Saitoellales, Saitoellaceae. The record is from RefSeq and is a predicted model, not a curated record. The coding region runs from base 1 to 1143 and encodes 380 amino acids. The transcript has 2 exons.
AUGGACCUCAGCGAAUCCAUCUCCCAUUCCCUCUCCGACAUCCGCUCCAAAAAGACCUCCCGCCACCUCUCCCAAAUCGCAGCCGUCGAAAAAGAAAUCGCAACCUUGACCGCCAAACACGUCGAGGUGUUCAACAAACUCGAGGAUGCGCUCGAGAGGAAGGAGACGAAAUCGGAAUACGUCACUGUCGAGCACCCUAAGUCUGAGGCUGUUGUGAAGGCUGAGAAGGGGCUUGAGAUGGGUAACCCAGUCGUUGGCGAGGGCGUGAAGAAACUCGUCGAAACCGCCCAAACCCAGACUCAUGCUCAGGUUCCUCCUCGCAUGGUGCAGGCUAAUGAGGAGGACGAGUGGAAUCAGUACAGCCCCCACACAGACUACCCCAAAGACGCAAGGCAAGAUAGCCAUUACUUUGAAGAUGAUGACUUCUUCUCUAACGUUAAACCUAUCUCCAGCCACAGUCGCAGGCGUUCCUCUUCCCACGCGUACGCCGACGAGGACGAAUUCUUCGAUGACCUCGUUGAGAAGAGGAGCCAGAGGGUUGAUUCUCCGCUUAGGUUGGGUGCGAUUAUGAACCACGCUCCCGCUGCGCUUCCUACUCCCCCCACCGCCACGGCUAACGCUACGGCCACAGCUGCUUCUGCAGUUCACGAGGUAAAGCCCGUGCGUCAACCCAUCAACCCACCCACCCUCACCACCUUCUCCCCCCCGGCCGCUGCUCCCCCUCCCAAAAAGAAAUUGUCCGAAGUCGACCACCUCCGCAAAGAAGCAGCAAGCCUAACCGCAGCACUCAAAUCUCGCCGCGAACACCUCACGCACCUCCGUACGCGCUUCACCGCCUCCACCGCACGUUUAGAACGCUUGGAGAGGGAUUUGACGACGAUUUCGGGGAGGUGGGAGGCGGAGGAGAGGGCACGGGUCCAGGCUGAGACAUUCAAACGUAAACGCUCUCACUCUUCCUCCGCCGACGAAGAAGAUGAGCUCGAACACCUCGAGCGCUCGACGAAGAAAUUGAUCGUAGAAGUCGUGAAAGGAGCGGCAUUGUUCGGAUUAGGCGUCGGAGCGAGUUUGGGAGCUAGUGGGUAUGCAAAUGACUUUUCUUCUUUCGUAUGGGAUUAUGUGAGUGCUAACAUUUCGGGAGUAUGA